AUGGUUGCAGACGAGAAACUAGCCCCUGUGAUGGAUCGGUUCACCGAGAAGGUGAAGGAGGGAGAAUACUACGAAGCACACCAGACCCUACGGACUGUGGCAAAUAGGUACGUACGGGGCAAGAAGUGGCCGCAGGCUAUUGACCUCAUAACGCAUGGAAUACACACAUUAAUGGGCGUGGGACAGUCCUCUUCGGUGGUGGACCUGACCAGAUACUUGCUGGAAGUCUACGAACAGGGCAAUGUGGAGUGCACGGAAGAGAACGUCGGGAGGCUGGUGAAGAUCCUCGUCGGGCUUGAGCUGGAGGACCCGGACCUGCGGGACGUGUGCACCGGGAUGAACAAUUGGUCGGUGCGGCACGGACGCUACACAUACGGAGACCCAUACCUGCACUCGGUCAUCGGGAAGCGGCUACUCGAGGCGGGGUACCUGGUGGAGGCAGAGCGGUACUUCGUGCUGGGAAACAGAGACUCACUUGAAGAGUACGUUAACUGGCUGUGGGACUGGUACCAGCAACUGCAGCAGCCUGCGGUGGUGGGCGAGUUUCUCGGGCGCCUGGUGUUCGGGUACCUCGGCGUAGGGAACCUCAAGAACGCCUACGAUGCAUCCGGGCGCUUCCUCGCGCGCUACAUCGAGCACGAGGCGCCCAAGCACGAGCGCGUGGAGAAGGGGUACGCCGAGCUGUAUCUAUUUGAGGAGCACCCGGACCUGAACUUCCUGCAGCUGCUGCUGAUCGCGUGCCAGGCCGGCAAGCCAGAGUUCCUCACAUCGCUCAAGUCGCAGUACCCGCAGCAGGCGCAGAAACACGAGCAGUCCCUGGUACAGCUGGGGAAGGAGUUCUUCAACGUCGCGCCAAAACGCCAAGUGCCCCUGCUACAGGAUUUGAUGGCAGACUUUUUCGACGGCGCUUAA
This is a messenger RNA of Eremothecium gossypii ATCC 10895, 912 nucleotides long. It is a transcript of the gene GET4, whose product is annotated as protein GET4. Gene Ontology annotation, molecular function: protein binding. The coding region runs from base 1 to 912 and encodes 303 amino acids. Gene Ontology annotation, biological process: protein insertion into ER membrane. Gene Ontology annotation, cellular component: TRC complex; cytosol. Lineage: Eukaryota; Fungi; Ascomycota; Saccharomycetes; Saccharomycetales; Saccharomycetaceae. The transcript has a single exon. The record is from RefSeq and is marked provisional.